Molecule: messenger RNA, 3085 nt
Organism: Thamnophis elegans (Western terrestrial garter snake)
Lineage: Eukaryota; Metazoa; Chordata; Lepidosauria; Squamata; Natricidae
Gene: SLC11A1
Product: solute carrier family 11 member 1
Exons: 16
Coding region: 199-1821 (540 amino acids)
Biological process (GO): metal ion transport
Cellular component (GO): plasma membrane
Molecular function (GO): cadmium ion transmembrane transporter activity; iron ion transmembrane transporter activity; manganese ion transmembrane transporter activity
Source: RefSeq, a predicted model, not a curated record
CUGGCUUGAUCUGUUUGUGUCUUCAGAAAUCCUGGAAGGGUUCCUUGGAGCAGGACGCUAUCCCUUUACUGCAAGUUUCCCCAAAGGAAUCACUGAAGCUAUUCAGGCAUGUGAUGACUUCUCUUCAGCUUUCAUCAUUUGUGAAGAUCUUGCACUGCUUCUGAUCUGAAGAUAACUUUUGACAGAACAAACUUUUAAAUGGGAUCACAAGAUGCAGGGAACAAAAUUAGAAGGAAAAGUCAGUAUGGUGCUACCGAGUCACCAAACCUACAUGAUCACCAGGAGGACCAGGAUCAAACCUACUUGGAUGAAAGGAUCGCUAUUCCAGAUGUUGGUGGGUACGGUUUCAGUUUCAGAAAGCUUUGGGCUUUCACCGGGCCAGGAUUCCUCAUGAGUAUUGCCUACCUAGAUCCAGGAAAUAUUGAGUCAGACUUACAAUGUGGCGCUGUUGCUGGCUUCCAACUGCUCUGGGUCCUGCUUUGGAGCACAAUUUUGGGUCUACUCUGCCAAAGGUUGGCUAUACGGCUUGGAGUAGUUACAGGCAAGGACUUGGGAGAGAUAUGUUAUCACUACUAUCCCAAGGUCCCACGGGUGCUGCUCUGGAUUAUGAUCGAAAUUGCUAUAAUUGGCUCUGAUAUGCAGGAAGUUAUUGGAACAGCAAUUGCUUUCAACCUCCUUUCAGCUGGACGUAUCCCUUUGUGGGCUGGAGUCUUGAUCACAAUUGUGGACACCUUCUUCUUCCUCUUCUUAGAUAAAUAUGGUCUCAGGAAGUUAGAAGCCUUUUUCGCCCUCCUCAUUACUAUCAUGGCAGUAACGUUUGGCUAUGAGUAUGUGGUUGUAAAACCUGACCAAAAAGAGGUGCUGAAAGGGAUAUUUAUUCCUUACUGCAAGAACUGUGGACACGAGCAGCUUCUGCAGGCUGUGGGGUUGGUUGGAGCCAUCAUUAUGCCCCAUAACAUCUAUUUACAUUCUUCCCUCGUCAAGACCCGAGAAGUAGAUCGCGCCAACCAGAAAGCAGUGAAAGAAGCCAAUAUGUACUUUCUGAUUGAAUCCACCAUUGCACUCUUUGUUUCCUUCCUCAUCAAUCUCUUUGUCAUGUCUGUGUUUGGCCAGGCUUUUUUUCAACGCAGCAACCAGGAAGCGCAUGAUGUCUGUGCCAAUCAGAGUUUAUUCUUGAAUCAGAGCAUUUUCCCCAACUUUCCUGAAAAUAAUGAGACUGUGACUGUAGAUAUUUUCCAAGGGGGAAUUAUCCUAGGAUGCUACUUUGGGCCCAUUGCUCUCUAUAUCUGGGCUGUUGGAAUCCUUGCAGCAGGUCAAAGUUCAACCAUGACAGGAACCUAUGCAGGACAGUUUGUUAUGGAGGGUUUCUUACAAAUGCGCUGGUCGCGCUUUGCCCGUGUGGUUUUCACUCGUUCCUUCGCCAUUCUUCCCACUGUCUUUGUCGCUGCCUUUAGGAAUGUAGGAGAUUUAACAGGCCUCAACGACCUUCUAAAUGUACUCCAGAGCAUUCUGCUACCUUUUGCAGUCAUACCUGUUCUCACCUUCACCAGCAUGGAGCCUCUUAUGAAGGAUUUUGUCAAUGGGAUCAUUGGAAAAUUUAUAAUGAUCCUGAUCACCGGAUUAAUCUGUGCAAUCAAUUUAUACUUCGUGGUGACAAGCAUCAUAAGUUUGAACUACCUGGCCUACUAUAUUGGCAUAUCUUUCGUGCUCCUUGCUUACGUUGCUUUCGUCUGCUACCUGAUUUGGACCUGUCUCAUUUCACAUGGAGCUGUCUUCCUAACUCGUGGGCCCCAUACUCGGUUCAGUUAUGGACUACAAUGAUAGUACAUCCCACUCAUCGCCACUGGAAGCUGAUGAAUCAUCACUAUGUCUCCCCAACAAAACAGGAAGCAGCUGCUCUUGGGGAUCUGCCAGGAAGCAAAGGUGUCAGAAGCAGAGUUUCUGUUGGCAAAGGAUGAACUCCAGCAUCAGUAGUGAUCACUCAGCACAGCGCCUGCCUUGCAGGCCAAAAGUUCCAGAGAAAAUUUCUGGCAUUCCUAAAGAACCUUCAGACUUGGAAUGGCUGUGGUGUGACUUCCAAAGAGGGUUUAAGACUUGAUGCAUUCUUGUUUUUUAAUCCUGAUGACAUGUAGCAAGUUGGGGGGAGGGGGGAGUGUAAAGAAAGAACUAUAAAGUAUUCUAGAUACUCAUGACCAAAUGUGCACACGGUCCACCAGCUUCAGACCUAGAUCGGCUUUGUGUGGAACAUCAAGGCAUCCACUUUAGUAGUGGGCGGGGAACAGUCUUUUUUUGGGGGGGAGAGGUGGGUUUAGGAGCUUAAGGAAUGAGGGUUUGGUUCCACCAUUGGUGGGGGCCACACAAAGGAAUGAUGGAAGAAUGCACACAUCCCUUUGGUUCUACUUUUGCACCAUUGCUUUAGACCAGCGGUUCUCAACCUGUGGGUCAUGACCCCUUUGGGGGUCGAAUGACCCUUUCACAGGGGUCACCUAAGACCAUCCACCUCCACCAGCAUCGCCCAUGCUCAGGAGCACGUCCUGAAGCAGCAGGUGCAUGAAGAGUGCUGGGUGGCGAAGCAGCCUCCUCCUGGCUCUGGGCGCAACCCAGAUGCCGCCCCGCCCAGUCUCCACGCCAGGGAAAGGCCGAGCCACUGAAGGGGGAGAGAGACGGGUUAUUCUGGAUCAGCCUUGGCUCCAACGGAUGUCCAAUGCCUGCACAGGGGCUCGAAGGCGUCUGGAGAACAGGAGACCGGCGGGGCAGUCGGGCCAUCCGCUUCAGCUGGCGGGAUGGGCUCUCGCCCAAGCAGGCACAUGCCAAGAUUAAAGCCGCCUUGGGCCUGGACGCUGCCUUUGCCGCCCCCGCCGUCGUUCCUGUCCUGUGGGCUAAACUGAGCUCGUAGGCUUUUUGGCCCCCAGGAAGGGCUGGCAGGAGAGGUCGGAGGGGAGGACAGGCCCCACCCACCCAUUCCUUCCGUCCCGAGGAAUUCCACUCAGGACAGAAGCACAGUUCGAUGUAACUGAAGCCUCUGUUUAAAAUCCCAUUUAAAGAGCAGCAUCUUAAUCUGUGUUAAAUCGGUUGAGGGAGGAAU